GCCAUAGAAGUGGUAUAUGUUUUUUCUUCUCUCACUACAACACCACAUCUCUUUCGUCCAUCAUGCGCCUUCCAGUUCCCACCACUGUCGCUGCUGCGGGCUUCCUCGUUGCCUCACGAUCAGGUUCCUGGAACCACGCAAUAAACGCCCUGCCGUCGCCAACCGCUACCGCCACUGUAGUGGCUCGUAAAGACGACACAAAGCCGCCAUCCUUCGUUACCUCGAUCACGUUCCUUACCUCGAUAGCUUUCAUAACUGCCGAACCGUCUAGUACGGUUAUUAUGCCAUCGCGUAGUCCAGAUACCUCAGCGCCGCCACCGCCUCCACCAGCCCCGUCAACUACAGUAGAGCCAUCAAUUACGGUGGAAACGCCGACAAGUAGCGAACGACCGCCUACGACGACCAGCGCUACUGCUACCACUUCUCUAACUCCGUCUGAAACUUGGAAAACAUCCACGGAAACACCCGCAGCAUCUCCCACCGCAUCUCCACCACAGACCUCUCACCCAGAUGUCGAUCCCGGCCCCUGGCUAAGCAAAGGUAAAAUCGCAGGUAUAGCCGUGGGCUCCGUAUUCGGCUUGAUCCUCCUCGGCUUGACAAUCUACGCAAUUUUCGCUGCAUACCGCGGUAUCAACGUCUGCGAUUGCUUUGGUGGCUGUUUCGGCAAACGCGACAACGAUGAUGACGCAGAAAAGGGUUCACCUCGCUUACCUUCGCGUUCAGAGGACACGUAUCCGCAUCCAGAUGUUCUUCAGCCCGCUAGUGGUUAUAGAGCUUAUCGUCCUGCGCGGCCGGCGAGUUAUGAGCCACAGCAGCAGCAGCAGCAGCAGCAGGGUCCGCUUCCGGUUCCGGUACAGGACAGGACAACGAGGAGAUUGCAGAGGGGGUACCGCGGUGUUUAGAGC
Molecule: messenger RNA, 905 nt
Organism: Alternaria rosae
Lineage: Eukaryota; Fungi; Ascomycota; Dothideomycetes; Pleosporales; Pleosporaceae
Exons: 1
Coding region: 63-902 (279 amino acids)
Source: RefSeq, a predicted model, not a curated record